CAUAUAUAUUACAUUUAACAACAUGAGUAGCACGUUCGUAAAGAAUAAAUACAUAAGUGUUCAAUUUGAAAAAAGAACAAAUAGAAUUCCAUUUACAAUGGAAUCAAAUUUCAUAAUUCAAAAUUUUCUUCUACUUUUGUUGCUGCAGUUCCUUCAUCUCGCCGCCGGCCAAAUCAACGAUUUCCCUAUUUUCCGAUGCAGAGACAACGGUAAUUUUACGAAUAACUCCACAUACGAAUCAAAUCUCAAAACCGCCCUUGCUUCACUACCCUCCGCCGCUUCCACGCGCUACGGUUUCUACAAUACCUCCGCCGGCGUAAGUCCAAACACCGUCAACGCCUUUGCUCUCUGCCGCGGCGAUGUUGCAUCGGAAACAUGUAAGGAUUGUAUCAGCAACACAGUUCUCCUGCUAAGACAGACCUGUACUAACAAUAUAGAAGCCCUCAUUUGGAGCUUGAAUUGUACUGUGCGCUAUACAAAUCGUACUUAUUCUUCAGUUCUCGAGGAGCGUCCUAGCGCCGAUGUCUCAAGCUCCGUAAACGCAUCGGAUAUUGACGUUUUCGGCAAGACGUUGAGAGAUUUAGUAGGAAGAUUACGAGUGGAAGCUGCCGGAGGAAACUCCCUUCGGAAGUUCGCCACCGGAGAUGUCGGUUUUGGGACAGAUCCGUCGAAGAUUUACGCUAUGGUGCAGUGUUUGCCGGAUUUAUCUUCUUUUGACUGCAAUUCGUGCUUGUCGAUCGUAUUCCGGGAGGCUCAAGGCUGCUGCGACGGCGACAUUGAUGUCGGUGUUUUUUAUCCGAGUUGUUUCGUUAGGUACUCGAAUGCGUCGUUUUAUAAUAAUCCUCCGGCUAUCACGCUGCCGUCUGUGCCGCCGUCUUCAACAAACUCGCCGGCAGUUCCAGGAAAAAAACGAAAGUCGUCAAAGAGUAUUUACAUCAUCGUUCCUGUUGCAUGUGUUGUCGCUGGGAUGCUCAUAAUUAUCGGGUUAUAUUUUUUCAUAAAAAGGAGAUCAAAGAAUAAUAUAAAUGCUCCUGUUGAUUCUGCUACAAAAAAAGAAAGCGGGACUACUGCGUUUUCGUCUCUAGUUAUGAGCGAAAAUCACAACCACAGUUCCAAUUUAUCGCAAGUUGGGUCAGUUGAAAUGGAAAUGGGUACAUUAGGAUCUCUACAAUUCGAUCUGGCCACAAUUGAAGCAGCCACGGAUAAUUUCUUUGAUGGAAAAAAAAUUGGUGAAGGCGGGUUUGGUCCGGUUUAUAAGGGUGUUCUAGCCAAUGGGAUGGAGGUGGCAGUGAAGAGACUAUCAAAAUCAUCGGGACAAGGGUUUUGCCUUGAUGCGGAUGAAAAAUUACUCAUCUAUGAAUACGUAUCCAAUAAAAGCCUCGACUACUUUCUCUUCAAUCCAAAUAGACAUGGGCAAUUAGAUUGGCCAAAACGCUACAAAAUUGUAUUAGGGGUUACAAGAGGAAUGUUAUAUUUACAUGAAGAUUCACGUUUAAAAGUCAUUCAUCGUGAUCUCAAAGUUAGCAAUAUCUUGCUAGACCUGGAUAUGAACCCCAAGAUUUCCGAUUUUGGUCUAGCGAGAAUCGUGGGAGUGGAUCAAAUUGAAGCAAAUACUAAUAGGAUUGUGGGAACAUACGGUUACAUGUCCCCUGAGUAUGCAGUGCAUGGACAUUUUUCGGCGAAAUCAGAUGUGUUUGCUUUUGGCAUUGUUGUUCUUGAGAUCAUCACAGGGAAAAGAAGUUCACGCUUUUAUACCGAAAAUAAUCAUGAGGAUCUUCCACAUUUUGCUUGGAAAAGCUGGAUAGAAGGAAGAGCAAUGGAGCUUAUGGAUCCAACAAUGGUUGAAACUUGUUCUAAAGAUGAAGUCAUGAGAUGCAUCAACAUUGCGUUACUAUGUGUACAAGAAGAUGUGGAUGCAAGGCCUUCAAUGGCUUAUGUUUUAAACAUUCUCAACAAUUACUCCAUCUCUCUUCCAACUCCCACAAGAACCGCACAUUAUCUUCCAAAAAGACACUCAGAUUCGUCAACUAGCAAGUCGGUUUCUAAGUCAACGGAUAAAUCCCAGAUCACUGAAGUACAUGGAAGGUAACGACCAUGGUACCUUUUUUAUAUAUAUUUUUUCAUCAUUUAUAAAUAUGUUCAUGUUUAUUUUGAUCACAUAAUCCGUAUUAUAUCAAGUCAUGUAACAUCUUUUUGUUUUAUAGAGGU
This is a messenger RNA of Lactuca saligna, 2208 nucleotides long. NCBI's taxonomy places the organism in Eukaryota, Viridiplantae, Streptophyta, Magnoliopsida, Asterales, Asteraceae. The record is from the annotation of a GenBank genome assembly.